Messenger RNA from Mandrillus leucophaeus (drill), 2560 nucleotides. RefSeq names its product pellino E3 ubiquitin protein ligase family member 3 (gene PELI3). The record is from RefSeq and is a predicted model, not a curated record. The transcript has 7 exons. Gene Ontology annotation, biological process: regulation of Toll signaling pathway; protein K63-linked ubiquitination. Gene Ontology annotation, molecular function: ubiquitin protein ligase activity; protein binding. Lineage: Eukaryota; Metazoa; Chordata; Mammalia; Primates; Cercopithecidae. Bases 8 to 1417 code for a protein of 469 amino acids.
GCCCAGAAUGGUGCUGGAAGGAAACCCUGAAGUGGGGUCCCCCCGAACCUCAGACCUUCAGCACCGGGGGAACAAGGGCUCUUGCGUUCUCUCCUCUCCCGGUGAAGAUGCACAGCCAGGCGAGGAUCCCAUCAAGUAUGGUGAACUCAUCGUCCUGGGAUGCUGUGAGGAAGGAGGUGAGGAAACCGAGGCUCAGAGAGGGGAAGUGACUGGCCCAAGGGCACACAGCUGCUACAAUGGGUGUCUGGCAAGUGGGGACAAGGGCCGCCGGCGAAGCCGCCUGGCACUGAGCCGCCGUCCGCAUGCCAACGGAGUGAAGCCAGAUGUCAUGCACCACAUCUCCACGCCGCUCGUCUCCAAGGCACUGAGUAACCGUGGUCAGCACAGCAUCUCGUACACGCUGUCCCGGAGCCACUCGGUCAUAGUGGAGUAUACACAUGAUAGCGACACAGACAUGUUCCAGAUCGGCCGCUCCACAGAGAACAUGAUUGACUUCGUGGUAACAGACACGUCCCCUGGAGGAGGGGCUGCCGAGGGCCCUUCCGCCCAGAGCACCAUCUCCCGCUACGCCUGCCGCAUCCUCUGUGACCGCCGGCCGCCCUAUACUGCCCGCAUCUAUGCAGCUGGCUUCGACGCCUCUAGCAACAUCUUCCUUGGAGAGCGGGCGGCCAAAUGGCGGACCCCAGAUGGCCUGAUGGAUGGACUGACCACCAAUGGUGUUCUGGUGAUGCACCCGGCGGGCGGCUUCUCCGAGGACUCAGCCCCAGGUGUCUGGCGGGAGAUCUCGGUCUGUGGGAAUGUGUACACAUUGCGGGACAGCCGCUCAGCCCAGCAGCGGGGCAAGCUGGUGGAAAACGAGUCCAACGUGCUGCAGGACGGCUCUCUCAUCGACCUGUGUGGGGCCACACUGCUGUGGCGCACACCGGCGGGGCUGCUGCGGGCUCCCACACUGAAGCAACUGGAGGCCCAGCGGCAGGAGGCAAAUGCAGCGCGGCCCCAGUGCCCCGUGGGCCUCAGCACUCUGGCCUUCCCCAGCCCAGCCCGUGGCCGCACAGCACCCGACAAACAGCAGCCAUGGGUCUACGUCCGCUGCGGGCACGUCCACGGCUACCACGGCUGGGGCUGCCGGCGGGAGCGGGGCCCCCAGGAGCGCGAAUGUCCUCUCUGCCGCCUCGUGGGGCCUUAUGUGCCUCUAUGGCUUGGCCAGGAGGCCGGCCUCUGCCUGGACCCUGGGCCGCCUAGCCAUGCCUUUGCACCUUGUGGCCACGUCUGCUCUGAGAAGACUGCCCGCUACUGGGCCCAGACACCACUGCCCCACGGCACCCACGCUUUCCAUGCCGCCUGCCCCUUUUGCGGGGCCUGGCUUACCGGCGAGCAUGGCUGCGUCCGCCUCAUUUUCCAGGGCCCGCUGGAUUAGGCUCCCUGGGGCCCCCUGCUGCUGUGCCCACCUGCCCACCCAGGUCCCCACCUCCUGCAGCCCAGAGGGAGCUCUGCAUGUGGGACACUCCCUGCUGGCACAGCCACACCAGAUGGACAUGUUGGAUGGGCUGUGCCCUUCCCCCCAACUGUGGCCCCCCAAGGAGGUCCCCAAGAUCUCCACCCUAGUCAUGCUGAUGGGGCCUUCAGAACCAGUUCUGUGCUGGGUCGAUGGAGGAAAGCCCAGCCCCAUGGCCUUGCCCUUCCUGGGGCAUCCCACAUCGUGCCGCUGACACUGUGUGCCCCUGGGGGAGUGAAGGGGCCAGGGGCCCCUGACCCCUAGCUUAGGCUGGCUAUGCCCUGAGCCUGCCAACCCAGUUUCAGACACUCAUCCUUCCUGCUGCCACCCUGGGUUCCUCUAUAAACCUUGCUGCUCAGCUGCCCCCACAAGUCCCAUGUGCCCCGCAUGCGUGUAAUGCCUCCAGCCCCCAAGUGAGUGGUGGGUGGGUGGCAGGCUGGGCCCAGCAUUUGCUGACAGCCACUAUGGGCUGGACUCUGUGCUAAGUGGUCUCUGGGGACACAGAGGCAAUCAGACCUGGUUCCCCGCCUGGCGGAGUUCACAGUCUAGCGGAGGACAGACUGUUACCAAAUGGCAACACGCUUCAUGUGUGCUAGGAUCAGAGUACGAAUCGGGCUGUAGCAGGCCUCACUGGUAACGGAAAGGUGAGGGAGGGUUCACGGAGGAGUUGUCAUAGGAGCUCAGCCUCGAUGGCUGCUCGGAACCCUUGGGGUCCACAAGAUGGGAAGCGUGCUCUAUGCAGAAGGGAGGGCCUGUGCGUAGGCUCAGGUGUCAGUAAGCCAGGAAUCCAGGGACGUUGUCAGGGUGGCUGGAGCAUGGACUGCUGGGGGACAGAGAAGGGGGUGGAGCAAAAGGUUGGGACCAUGUGACCAGGGAAGAUGCUGGAUGGAGGAUUCUGAACCUCAUUUGUGGAUGGUCAGGAGUCAACAAAGGGAGGAGAGAGGACUCACUGGUCAAGAGUGUGUCGGCUGUGACACAAGGGCCAUCAUCCCUGAAUGCCCACCACGUGCCCUGCACUGUGCUGAUGAUGAUAAUAAUAACUACGUCCAUUGAGCACUCUCCAGA